AUGGGUCUUCUUCCAUUUGAUGAUUGGAUUUACCAUCUUCCCUACAUGAGGGAGGAAGUAAACACCAAACAUGACCAAGUCGUCAAAACCCAAGAUACUGUGCAAGCAGAUGUCCUCGCCUUCAACAAACAACUCGACAAGUUCAAGCUUCUUCUCGUCAAUAAUUCCAUCUUGCUCUACAUCUCUACCACCACGCAGAUGGAUGACUUGAAACUUGCAGACUUCACCACCCAGAUCGAUGCCCUUCCUGCGCCAGUGAAAGGAGACACCAUCCUCAAUGGUGCGGAGGGGGGUACUGAGCUUAUCGGUGGUGCCACUGUUCUCAAAUUUGUUGUCAAUUUGGCCAAGCUUGCUAAGCAGGUUAUUGGCGGCGGUGCCGGCGAGGUAGCAGUGGAAGAAACUGAGAAACUUGUUAAUAACCUUGCUGAAGAUGCACUUGAUGCUGGCAUUACCAAUGUCGAAGAAGCAGCUGCGUCUGAGUCACUUGAGGAAGUUGGUCAGGCUGCUGGUGAAGAAGUCACCGAAGCGGUCGUCGAGUCCUCCACUUCCGCUGCCCUUGCAUCCACGGGCAUUGGUAUUUUUCUUGCUGUAGGACUCGAUGUCAUAUUCGGUGCUAUCAACGGUGCCAAGGAGCGUGAUCAACUCCAGGGUAUUCUGGAUCAGCUUGACGCAAAGAUGAAGAUUGUUAACAAGUAUCUCUCCACUGUCAACGACAAGAAGGGCGAGAUUGACACCAAGACUAUUGAUGGAAUCAGCACGUUUCAAAAAGUGGCCUCUGAAAUGGCAGUUCUUCUUCCCACCGGGCACAAACCCACCUUCAGAACCGAUUUCUCUGCUACUCUUGAUAAUCUAGACAAGUGUCUUGAUUAUCAGCAGCUUGCUCUCACUCAGUUCUCGCUUUUGACUCAGCUGCGGGAUACUUAUGUCAAGGCACUCAAGCGAAAUCCAAAUGUUGGAAAAGACGCGGUUAUCAACGCUGUUUUAAUCUCUGCCCCUGAUUGGGUGAAACCUGAUCUUCUGGAGGAAAUUUGGACAGAAGUCUUGGCGAAGUACUCGAACUUGAUUGCGAAUGCGAAAUGA
Molecule: messenger RNA, 1080 nt
Organism: Fusarium venenatum
Lineage: Eukaryota; Fungi; Ascomycota; Sordariomycetes; Hypocreales; Nectriaceae
Source: RefSeq, a predicted model, not a curated record